AUUUAUCAAAAAAAAAUAUAUAACGUUUUCUAUAUCAAUGCUGCUCUAUGGGUAUUAUAUUUGCAAUUUGACGUUAUCAUCUAAUUACUGAUAAUAACACUUGAAGUAAUAACAUUAUUAUUUUAUCAUAUUGUAUGACUACAAGUUGAUAGGUAGUAGGUACUUUAAAAUGUACACAUCAUUAGAAUUUUCUUAUUUUUCUUAUACUAUCUUCGAUUUUUUUUAAAGAUUUUCAAUGAUUAUUGUAUUUAACAAUAAUACAGUACUACGUUGUUAUUGCUUUCAGUUUUUCAAAAUGUCUAAUAACCCUUUUAUAUAGCAGACUGCCGUUUCAAAAUAAAUUAUGAGUUGGUUUAAUCAGUUUGAUGCAUCUGGGUUUGCAACUCUUGCGAAAACAGCAUUGAAAGAAGCACAAAAGACAAUUGAUAAAGCUUUAGACAUAAAAGAUGAAGAUGAUGUUGAUGAAGUCCCAGAUGAAUCCGAAGUUCCAAAAGAUACUGAUGAUCUUGAUUCACAGCAAAAGAUUUCUAAACUAGGCACAAGCCUCUGGAGUUCAUUUACCAACUCUGUGUUUGAAAGUCCAGACGAAGUGGCCGAUAAACAAAAUGGUAUUUUAUUUAAUAUCUUCUAAUUUAAAUCGUUUUUGAAAUAUCUAAAAUGAAAAUAAAUAUUCUUAAAAAUAUUAUAAAAAUAUAAAUAUCUUAAAAUUAUUAAAAAUAACCUAAUAAAUAUUUGUAUUAUGAAUAUAUCAUGAUAUUUUAAAUAUUAUUCAAAUAUUUAUUAUUUAGACAAUCUAAAAUACAUACCUGGGUAUUUAAUUAUAUGUUUUUUUUUUCAAUAUACAUUUAUUUUUUCUUGCAUGUAUUGUAUACCUACACCGUUGUAUGUAUAGUGAUUUUUAAAUUAAUAUAUUUAAAUUUGUUUAGAAAUGAGACAGAGCAUGUCAUUAGAUUUAUCCAAGGUAUCUGCGGAAAAUGAUUUGAUUGUGGCAAAUCAACCUGUUAGGUCUACAGGACAAUCCCCAACAUUGAGGGAUGAACAAUUUAAUGUUAUUGAAAUUGAUUCAGAAUCAAACACUGAUGUAAUUCGGAGGAAUCGACAAACAAAUUUUAACAAUACCAAUCGUCUAUCUGCUGUCAGUUGUGAUAGUGAUAGAAAGUCUACAAUAUCUACAGAUAGCAUUGAAGUACUUGGUUCAACAUCAACUACUACACCUGAGUCAUCUGUAGAAGUCAUUACAUCUAGUUCUGUAGAAGUAUUGGCUGUUGUCACAGAACCAAAUAGGUUAUUAUUUUUUUAAUCUUUUAAUAUUUACACAUCCAUUUAAUUAAAACAUAUUAAGUAAAGGGUGAAAGUCAAUAUUUAUAAUUACACUCAAAUAUCAGUUUUUAAUUUUUAUUAUUGAUUCAAAUAAAUUGUUGUAAAUGUACUUUUUUUAAUUGUCAUUAAAAAUAAAACAUGUUAAUGACUCACCAUCAAAUUAAAAAUUUUUUACUCAAUAAAUUAAUUGAAUGAAAACAAAAUAAUAUUAGACACAAUUUUGUAAGUAACUAAAUAGCUAAAUCCAAUUCUUAUCUAUAGUUUAAAUAUAACUAUUAAUGCUAAUACCUAUAUUAUGAUUGAACUUUAAGGUACAUCUAUUAUUUUAUUUUAAAACACACACACAUAUAUAUGAUAUUAACUGUGAAGAAAAAUAAAAAAAAUUAAAUGCAGUAUUAAUAAUUAUUUCAAAUUUAUUUAUUUUUAUUAAGUUUUGGUUAAAUUCAAUUGUUUGUGAUCAUUUUUAGUAAAUUAUGUAUUAUGUUUCAAAUAUUGUGUACUUCAAUUAAUUAUGAUGCAUAUUACUUUUAUUUUAUGUGUACAUAAUUUUUUAGGGGAAAUGAUAAACAAUAUUCUCCAGAUACUAUAGAACCAAUUCCAGAAUUAAUUGAGGAUGAAGAUAGCCUUACCUGCUCAAUAUCAGAUAACACAACUUGUAUGGCCAAUGAAGAUACUUUAAUACCACACCAUGGAGGAAUGUUAAUGCUUAAGUCUACAACAUCAUCAUUAGAUAUUUCUUUUACUGAAUUAUCAUCGCCUCAUGAGGUAAAUUUCCUAAAUAAUACUUUUUUGAUAAUAUUUAUGUUAAGUAAUAAUUUAUUUUAUACUCAAAUUUAGAAUUCUGGAGCCUUAGAUAUAUUAGAAGAAGAGUCUGUCGAAACAAAUUCGAACAGAAAUAGUAUUUUAUUACAAACUAAAUGUUUGGAACCUUUAGAAAAUUUCCAAAAUAGUACAGCCAUUAUAAAUACAUUAGGUACCAAUAACACGUCAGUAGAUUCUUUAAAGGUAUCUGAUACUACUUUAGAAAGCAGCAGUUGUGAUGAUGGUAAAUAUUAAUUUAUGAUGUUUGUUUUCAAAUUUAUUAACAGAAUAAACUAUUUCUUAUGUAAUUAAAUAAAUUUGUAUAGAUAAUGUAAUUUAUUAUUAUUAUUUAUUUGUAAAUAUUAAUUUAAAUUGAUGUAGAAACUAUGGUUGGUAGUACAGUGGAUAUUACCGUUAUGGAUGAAGAACGUGAAUCAUCUCCUCAAGCUUCUACGGAUAAGUAAGUUAAUUAUUACUUGGUUGACUAUUUAUAUUUAAAUACAUGUCUACACAGUUAAAUUUUUAAUUAAUUGUAGCAUACAAGAUUAAGAUAAUAUUCAAAAUGUUUGUAUAUUUUUGGUUCCUAUUAUUACAUUGAAGUAGAAAAUCAAAAAAUUAUAUACAUCAAUUGAAAUUUAAAUGUUUGAUGUUAAGUUAACUGUUUCUACUCUAAUGGCAACAUUUUUAAAAUUAUCUAAAAUGUUUAGUUAAAUUCAAAAUUAUAAUUUCUAUAUUAAUUAUAAACAUUUUAGUUUUAUUGUUAUCAUUUCAAUAACAUAACCGAUAUGAUUAAACAUUUAAUUUAAUCUUUAAUUAUCAACGUAUAAAUGUAACACUUACUGAUAUACAGUGUCCUAGUGUUAUCUGAAUACUAAUAACUGUUAAUAUUCAUAUUUUUCUUUUACUUUUGAUUUUCAAUCGGGUUUUGUAACACGGGGACACAAAUUUAGAGGAAAAUUUAAUUUUUGUUUUAAUACCUUAUUCAUUGAAAGAAAAAUAACUGUUCACUUUUUAAAAUGUUCAAAAUGGCCAAUUUGUAAAAUAUAUUAUUCUAAAAAUUUGAAUGUAAUAUAUACAUUUGUAUCCAUUCAAUAGGUUCUAAGUAAUGGCCAUCUUUUAAUGUCUAGAUCAAGGAUUACCAUCCCAAAUGGGCCACUUUGGAAAUACAUUAUAAGCUCACAGGCCACAUACUAAAUUACAUAUUUUAGAUUUGAGCAAAAAAAAAAAAAAAGUUUUGAUGUAUUAAUUAAAAUAAACAGCAUGAAUUAUUAUUAUUUUUAUUAUCACUCAUAAUUUAUAAACAUAGAUAAUAAUAUGAUAAUUUUAAUUUAUUGGGAUAUUUGUUCCUCAACUCGUUCACUAAGCUUUUGCAAAUCUAUAUCAAUGCUUGUAUUUGCACAUCGUAAAUCGUGAAGUUUUAGGUUUUUAUCUGUUAGGUUUGAGCGUGAUUAAUUUUUGGCAAAUUUGAUUUUCAUAAAAAAUGAUUCACAGGUGUAAGUCAAUCCAAAAUCACUCACAACUUGUGCCAGAUUUCUCAAAUUGGAAAAUUUUUCUUUUAUUAUAAUAAUGUUAUAGAAAUCUAUUUUAGAUUUUAAUGUUUCAAAAAUGUGUUUUAAUUCAUUAUUACAUUGUAAAUCAAUGAGUUCAAUUUGAAGAUAUUCUGGGGUUGACUUGACAUCAGUUUGAAAAGGAGAUGAAUAUAUUUCAAAUAUUAUUUUGUAUUUGUCUAAAUUGGUGAAACAACUCUCAAAAGCAGAUAUAAGUUUCCUUAUUUCUUUUGCAUAUUUAAUGUAUUCUAUAUGUUUUGAAUUUUUCAAUUCGUUUAGCAAUGGAAAGUGUUAAACGUUUUUAUUUUUAAAUUGAGAUUCAAAUAACAAUAAUUUCUUCUGAAAUGCAUUGUUGUGAUUAAAUGAGUCAAUUAUUAAAUUAUCUUUUCCCUGUAAUGAUAUAUUUAAUUGAUUGAGUUUUUCGACAAUAUCCACUAAAAAGCAUAAAUCUAAUAACCAUUCAUCAUUACUUAAUUCUAAUACUGGUUUUUGCUAAUCAUUCAUAAACAAGCCAAUUUUAUUAUGCGACUCAUAAAGUCGCUGUAAAAUUUUUCCACGACUUAACAUCUGACAUGACUGAAAUAUACUAUGUCACCAUAUUCUGAAUCCAAUUCUUUCAGGAACUUCUUAAAUUUUCGGUGUGGAAGUGCAUGUGAUCGAAUGUAAUUCACUGUUUUUAUAACUAUUUGCAUAUUAUGGUUCAUUGAUAAUACUUGGGAACAUAGAUUUUGUUGAUGAAUCAAACAGUGAUUGUAAAUAAAUCAUCUAUUUUCUAGCAAUUAUUAGUUUUGUUGGUAGAUUCUAUUUUAUCAUCGAUCAGUAAUUUUAUAGCUCUUUUGUCUUUACCAACCAUAGCAGAUGCAUCAUCAGUUGAUAUUCCAUGGGUUGACCACCCCUGGUCUAGAUUAAUAUCUAGAGAAAGGUGUGAAAAACAAGACUACCAUGUUAUAUGAUAGUGAAUUAUAGUCAUAAUACAAGGUAAUUGUUAGAAAUUAUAAUGGCUAUUACUAAGAAAUUAUUGAUUGGAUGUGAAUGUAUAAUAAAUUCAAAUUUUUAAAAUAAUAUAUUUUACAAAAUGGUCAUUUUGAAAAUUUUAAAAAGUUAUAUUUUUUUCAGUGAAUAAGGAAUGAAAAUUGUAUUAUUCUCUACAUUUGUAGAGAAUAAUAAGUAAUAAUAAUAGUAGUAAUAAUAAAUAGUUUAUUUGUGUCUCCUUAUACAAUACAAGAAUGAAAAAAAAAAAUUCAAUGUUGAGUUUUUAGCUUUUGUUAUUAUUUAUGAUUAAUUAGUGUUCACUUAAACAUCCUUUUGAGAAUUUCUUCACCAAAAAUUAAACCGUUGGAAGUUAUUUAAAUUUAAAAAUCACAUUAACUUUUACUUUAUUUAUUUUAUUAUCAUGACAUGUUAUUAUUAUAAUAACUGUUAAAUGAAUAUACUAAACAGUGAUGAAUUUAAAAAUAAAUAAAUUUGAUAUGAUUAUAAACUCUUGUUUAAAUAAAAUAAGGUGUAUUCUAAUUGUGGCCCGUGAAAAGAUGUAUUUAUUUUUUUUUGACCUUGACAUCAAAGUUGUCGAACCCGGGUUUAUUUGGUCAAAACAUUUAAUUUUAUAAUAUUUAAAUUAAAAAUAUUAAAAAUUAAUAUUAUUCCAAAAUUUAAUCUUAAGUCAUUCAGAUUUCGUAAAAAUUGGUUCAAGUGGUACAAAUUCAUGUGAUGAACUUGAAACAUGGACUUCAUCUGAUAUUGAAGUUAUAUCUAGUCCUGCUACUAAUGAAGAUAGUGAAAGCAAUGCUUCUCAUCGACAUAGCCCAGUAAAAUAUCAUUCAUACCAUAUGCCAUAUAUUUUAUCAGGUAAAACACUAAACUUAUUCAUAAUGUUAAACUCUUACAAAUAAUAUCAUAUUAAAACAAAUUAAUUUUAAAUUUGGAAUUCUGACUAACUAUUAAAUUUGAUUUACAAUACUCUUCAAAAACUAUUAGGUACAUAUAUAUUUAACAAGUACACCAAUCUAUAUGAUUGUGAAAUAUAAGUAUAUUACUAUGUUUAAUAAUGGUAAUUUUUAUUUUAUAGGACAACAACCUGGACCAAAAGACUUUGAAGAUCUUCAAAAAGUAUUUAAAUUAAAAUAACACAUGUCUAGUUUAACUAAAUUAAUUAACUAUACAUUUGCAGAAAAUUGUUGAAUUGAGUUCUAUAGUUAAGGCCAGAGAAUCAAAAUUAAUUGAUUUAAGUAAAAAGAAUGCUGAAUUAGCAGCCAAUAAUUCAGAAAUAAAAAGGUAAUGAUUGAUAACUUUUAGUACCGAGUGAAGCUAAAAGCUAUUCGUUUUACAAUAAUUAUUUAACAUGAAAGAGCGAUUAAUAGUCAAAACAGAUAAGAUAAUAGAUGGUAAAAUUAUCCAUUUUUAUUAUAAUCUUGAUUUUUGGGGAUAAAAUUAUUCUUUCUCAAAAUUGUUUUCAAUGAUUCAAUAUUUUGAAUUGAUUAAUAGCUAUAUCUAAAGUUAUAUAAUGAUAAGUAAAGUCAGAUUUAAUCAACAUUUAGUCUUUCUGUACUAAGUUUUAAGAAAAAAAACUAUUUUCUUAUUAAAAUACAAUUUGUUUUAGUCAAUUAGAUUAUUUAAGUUCGAGUCAUUUAAAUGAAGAAUAUACUCAACGAUUAGCUACAAUGGAAAAAAAAUUUCAACAAGCUAUUAGAGAAAAAGACCAACUACAAAAAAACUUGGAUGUAAGAAUUUAAUAAUUAAUACGAAGUACUAUAACUUAUUAAUUAAAUUGAAAUGUAUUCUUUCUUGAUUAGCAAAAUAAAAAUGUAGCACAAUUUAAAAUUCUAAUUGAAGAUAAAGAUUCUCUUAUUAAAGAAUUAAGAGAUGAAGGUGAAAAAUUAAGUAAACAACAUCUUACAUUAAAUAACAUAAUUAAAAAAUUACGUGUAGCUGAAAAAGAAUCAACAAAAACUAUAAAUAAAUAUAAGUUAGUACCCCUUGUAUUAUUAAAUUUAAAUAGAUGUUUUUCAAAAUCAAUAAAUAUUUUUGUUUUUUUAGAGACCAACAAGAAAAAUUAUCAUUAGAAUUAGAACGAAUAAAAAAGUCAUUAGUAGCAAAAGAAGAGAUGGAAAGAAGUCAAAUUGAAGCCAUUCAUCAGUUAACAAAAUCAAAUCAAAAUUUUGAAAAAGAAAAUAUUAAUUUAACAAGUCAAGUUGAUAACUUAACAUCAACAUUGAUAUCACUUCAAAAGUAGUUAUAAAUAAAAAUUGUACAACCUUUUUCUGAUAAUUCCAACAUUAGUUUAAUAAUAAAUAAUAGUUAUUUGAAUAUGUUAAUUAUUUUUCUUAUUAAAUUAUUUGAGUUCUCGUUUAAUAAUUUUCAUAAAUAAUAUUAUUGUUGAAUAGAAACAUUCAAGAUAAAGAAACAUCUAUGCUAGAAUUACAGAAAAACUCUAAUGAACUUAGAUUAAUAGAAAAAGAUAAACAAGAUUUAGAUGAAAAAUUAGCAAAUAAAAAUAAACACUGUGCAGAAUUGGAAAUUGUAAUAAAUAAUUUGAAGACAAAUCUCUGUAAGGUUGAAGAAAAUAAUCGUGUGUAAGUGUUAAGUAUUUAAUAUGAAUUUAAUUUUGUUAUAUAAUAGCAACUAUUAAAAAUUAGUGAACAUUUUUGCUAUUAGGCUAGACAGCAGAUUAAUCUUUGUUUGAUAACUAAAUUAUUGUCUGUGUCAUUAACUUUUUCUAAGGAUCUUUUGACUUUCAAAUUUACUUAAAUAGUUAAAAUUAAAAUUAAAUUGUUUAAUAAUCAUUGUUAUUUUGCAUGACAUAGAUUGGUGAAUGAAUUAAAACAAGAAAAUCUUUCACUGAUUAGAAGAUUAGAAGAAUCUGAGAGAAAAAGAGAACAUUCUUUACAAGGAACUUUAAAAGCUACUCAGCCUUUGGUAAAAGAACUUGAAGAGAAAUCAGUCUUAUUGAAAACAUUAGAAAGUGAUUUUGAUAAACAAGAACAGUUAUAUCUUAAAACUAUAAGUAAACACUGCUAUUAUAUUUAAUUAAAUUUUAAUACAUUUUGUUAUAAUUUUUAAAUGAGAUAUAUUUUAUUAUAAUUUUUAAACGUUGGAUUAUCUAGAUGAGCUGCAAGCGUCAUUAAAUAAUGCUGAACAUACAAUGAAAUUAAUGGACUCUAAAAUAAAUGAGUCUAAUACUUUUGGAAAAAAAUGCAGAGAGCAAAUUAACUAUCUGUUAGAAAAUGAAAGUAAUUUAAAAAUUAAAUUUGAAAAUUUAAAAGAAGAGAAUGCAGUAUUAAAAUUAAACUCAAAUAUGUUUGUAUUAGUUAUAAUAAUAAGUUUUAGGUUACACAGAUAUUUAAAUAAUAAUUAUGUUUAAUAUUUGCCAUUUUAGUCUGGUAAAACUUGAAAAUGAACUUGCUGGAAAUAAAAAAUUACUAGCUGAUGCCACAUUAAGAAUUAAUACUCUGGAAAAUGAAUUAAAAUUUGAAAAAGAUAAAUUAAAUAUUGAAAGUGAAAAAAGAAAAAAAUUGCAAGUAUGUUAAUUAACAAUUAUGUAUUCAUUAAAUUGUAUAAGUUGUUUAUGAUAAUAAAUUUGAACAUUUGAAAAUUUGAAAAUUGUAUAUUUAAAUCAUUUUCAGAAUGAUAUUCAUUCUCACCAGCUUAAUACAUCUCAUCAAUCAUCUCCCACUACGAGUGUAGGGGUUCCCUCUGUAGAAGAAUCUUCAUUUUGGCCUUCAGUAUGAUAUUUGAUUUAAUAUGAAAACAAUUUUGAUAACUAUCUAUAAUAAAACUAUUUAAAUUUCAGUUUGCUGAUGAUGAUAGGAGUUCAGUAACAGAAAGAGCUGGCAGUAUUUAUGAUCCAAUGAGAACAUCAUUUAGUAACACCACUACAGUUUUAGAAAAUUUACAGUCACAAAUCAAACUGAAAGAAGGUUUUAACUAUACUUAGGUUUUAUUUUUAAAUAAUCAAGUUUCACUUUACAUUUUAUCUUCAGGAGAAGCUCUUCAAUUACAAUGGGAAUUAUCACGAAGAGAUCACGAAAGGGACCAAUUGACAACUGAAUUAGCUGCUCUUACAGCUAAAGUAGAUGAACAAUCCAUAUCAUUAACUGAACUUACUGACCUACAAAAAAGAUAUGAUGCAUUGUUACAAUUGUAUGGCGAAAAACUUGAAGAGAGUGAGGAAUUAAAACUUGAUCUUCAAGAUGUUAAAGAUAUGUAUAAAGCUCAGGUAAUUCAAAAGUAUAUUUAUAUUUGUUGAAUACAUGUCAGUUGAUUGCACGGCAAUUUAUUGAAAACAAUUAAUCAAAAUACACUAUAUAUAAAUGUCAAUUGAUUGAAUGACUUUUGAUUGAUAAUAGGUUAUUAAAAAUUACUCAAAAAAUAUUAUAUGUUAUGAAACGGAACUUAAAUCCAUCCAAUAUAUCCAUUUAUUUAUAUUGGAUAAGUCAUUGCAGUGUGUAAUGUGUUUAAUUUUUAAUUAUGAUAUGGUUUUCAUAAAACAAAAAUUGAAAAAGAUCAAAAUAAGUUGGUAUAAUUAUGAUAAAUUUUAAUACACAAAUUAUAUGUGUACAUAGUAUAUACGAUCUGACAAUAUAAAGUUUUAGUUGUAAACCGGCGACAUAAAUUAGGUAACCUUAACCCUGAAUAUCCGGCUCAAAAUUUAGCGACUCUGUAUACAGCAUAUGAUUGGCCUGUUUGACACUGGACCUAGAACAGUAGAGCAUGUUCUACCAAGCUUAUCAACCUAUUUUAUCGAACACCACAUUGCAAAAAAUAUAUACUAUCUAAAGUGAUAUAAACAGUGCUUUUGAAAAAUUCAAUUCUUUUUUCAAUCAAUAUUUUUGAUGAUUUGUCGUUUGCAAUUAAUUGAUGGGAUACCAUAUCUUCCACCGAUUUAAUAACUUCACAAAAUAUUUUAUUAUUGUUUUAUAAUUCACAGAUUGAUGAACUACUUAAAAGAGAUAAAACGGGAUAAAAUAAUAAAUGUCAUUUUUUGUUUUAUCUACCACUUUACAAUAUAAGAUUUGUAUUCUUUAAUCAAUAUUUUUAUAUAUUUUUUUUUUUGAAAAAAAUGUUUAAAAUAAAACAACAUAAAUAUCCUUGAUCUUUAUUUUCCAUAACCAAUUCAAUUUUAUACCAUCACAAAUUUAUUAAAUCUUAAUUUAUAAAAUCUACUCCCUGAUAUUAUUGUUAACUAAUUUUAUUUAUUAUUAUUCUCUUUUUAUUUUUAUGUGUUAAUGGUAUUUUUAAAUUUUAUAAAUCUAGUGCAAUUUAUUCUUAAUAAUAGUAUUUGAUAUUAUUUAUUAUUGUAUCUUAUAUCUGUG
Messenger RNA from Cinara cedri, 9976 nucleotides. NCBI's taxonomy places the organism in Eukaryota, Metazoa, Arthropoda, Insecta, Hemiptera, Aphididae. The record is from the annotation of a GenBank genome assembly.